Molecule: messenger RNA, 648 nt
Organism: Priapulus caudatus
Lineage: Eukaryota; Metazoa; Priapulida; Priapulimorpha; Priapulimorphida; Priapulidae
Product: RNA 3'-terminal phosphate cyclase-like
Exons: 7
Coding region: 1-648 (215 amino acids)
Biological process (GO): RNA processing
Cellular component (GO): nucleus
Molecular function (GO): RNA-3'-phosphate cyclase activity
Source: RefSeq, a predicted model, not a curated record
AUGCCAGACCACAACAGAAGUGGUGGCCAAAUCCUUCGCGUUGCAACAUCACUGAGCUGCUUGACCGGCCGGCCCAUCAAGCUGUUUAAUAUACGUGCCGGGCGUUCAACUGGUGGGCUAAGGCCACAACACCUUAUGGGAAUUCAACUGGUAAGAGAUCUUUGUCAGGGUCAGCUGGACAGAGCACAAGUUGGAUCAACAGAGGUGACGUUUUGGCCAGGAAAAUUGAAAGCAGGAAGAUUUGUGGCUGAUACAAAGACAGCUGGGAGCGUUUGCUUGCUGCUACAGGUGGCGCUACCGUGCAUGCUAUUUGCAGAUGGUGAAGUCAGUCUGCAAUUAAAAGGUGGAACUAAUGCAGAUUUUGCACCACAGAUUGACUACUUUGAGAUGGUAUUUCAGCCAAUGGCUGAGAGAAUGGGAAUCGGUUAUACAGGUUCCAUUAAAAGGAGAGGCUAUUAUCCCAAAGGUGGAGGUGAAGUAAAAAUUGUGACCUCUCCAGUGAAACCACAUCUACAACCAAUUACACUGCUGGAUAGAGGUCAGGUGACCAGAAUCACUGGGAAGGCAUUCGUUGCUGGCGUGAUGCCUACAAAGGCCAAAGAUCUGGAGAAGUUCAAGAGCCAAAAAUACAUAACGCAAUUGUCUUAA